UCUAAAAUGGCGAACAACAACAACAACACAUUCAGUUGUAUUAAAUGAAGUGUUUCGUUGUGUUUCAGUCAAACAAUGUGGGGUUUUGGCGACGUGAACUUAUCGUAUCCUGUCGGACUAUAGACGACUGAGUGUGGCAUCUAAAACUUGUAACAAUGAGUAAUCGCAGAAAGAAGGUCCCCCCUGUAAGGGUGGACGAGGCGGCAAAACAGAGGUUGAACUGGAAUAUGCUGGAGGAUCGAAAGAAUGAGGACAUCCAGGUGAUGCCAUCUUCCACCCUUCCCGUCCAUCUGUCUUUGGGCAUCUCUUUGGACGUCUUGCCGCCCCCGCCCCCCAUCGAACUCCCUGGAACAUCGACUAGCUGUCCCUCCACCUCCAUGACACUCGCAGUGCUGCCUGCCACCCAGCUUGACCUCAUUUGGAAAGCGCUCAUCGGGGAGUUCUACAUCCGGCCAGCCAGACUGCCGUCAGAGCAUCGACAAAGUGCGUUUACGCUUCGCAAGUUGGCUGACCGUCUCUGCAUCAGCUUUGGGAACACCGAGGAGCCCGACCCGGAUGACGACAACUGCGCAGUCGAAUGCAGCUUUGCUGUCAUCCUGCUGGAGGACCUGGACUGGCUUCAGAAGAGACGAGUGGUACAGCUCUGCCACCAGCAAGAAGAGCACUCCUUCAAGGUUGGGAUUUACCUGCUGGAAAGCGGACUCGGAAAGCCGGAGUUUCUCAGUGAGGGAAACGCUCGCUUGAAGAAAGCCAAUCAGCUCAUGCAGAAGAUGAUGGAGUAUUUUUAUGACUUCAUCAUUCCAGAAGUGGUGGACAAUGAGGAGGAGGAAUGUGAUACAGAUCUGGAGAGGCAGAACGUAGAAGAGCUUUAUGAAUACGUCCGGCGCGUACAUCAGACGGACGGCCGACGCGAAGGGACGUCUGAUGUCCAGCACCAAGCUUUAGUCCCUGUGCUUCGUCCAUAUCAGAGCCAGGCUGUCAACUGGAUGCUGAUGCGGGAGAAAUUCAGGAAUACGUCUUUGAAAGAACAAUCGCUGCAUUUCCUGUGGCGGGAGUUGGUCACUUUGUGCGGCAAGAAAUUGUUCUACAACCCUUUUACUGGCUGUUUAAUUCGCGAGUUUCCACUGGCUGGCGUGGAGCGGCCCGGCGGCAUUCUGGCUGACGAGAUGGGACUGGGGAAGACUGUGGAGGUUCUAGCCCUGAUUCUGUCCCACGGCCGACAGGACCUGGAGCAGCAGGCGCUCACUCUGCCUGUGGGGACGUCUGUGAAUUAUUUUGUGCCCCCGCCUCCGCUGGAGAGUGAAAAAGUCAUUCAGUGCAAGCCUGAAGCGCAGCCGAAGAUUAAGAUAUCUCACCCAGCUGUACGCGUAAUGCUGCUCACUGCCAUCAAGGAGAUGCGCUCGGGCAAAGGGGCCUCGGUCAACGCCGUGUUCACAUACAUCCGCGCCACCUACGGCUACGAUCUGCUGAAGAACCGCAGCCACAUUAAGAAGACGUUGGCCAAGCUGACGGAUGAGGGUCUGGUAGAGCAGGUGAAGGGCCGCGGUCUGGCUGGAUCAUUCCGUCUGGGCAAGAAGUACAAGGAUGCCAAGAAGACGCUUGCGGUGCCACCCAAAUCUAAUGUGAAAUACCCUGAGAGCUCGCCUAGAAAGACAUUCCAGAGACGUGCAAAGGAGAAGGCCGAGGCGGCUCUCCAAAACUCCCUUAGUGAAGAGUAUGGUGACGUUAACUUCCCGACGGUAACCCGGGACGGAAAGGCUGAAAGUGACGCCACGGGGGGCCACACUUCCAACUCUUGGGAGGAGCCAAGACCGGAGCCGGAGCCCCUCGUCCGGGCAUCGGUUGUGCCCUUCAAUGCGGCCGACUACCGCUUCGAGUGCAUUUGCGGCGAGCUGGGAGUGGUGGACUACAAGGCACGCGUGCAGUGCAUGAAGUGCCAACUGUGGCAGCACGCCAGCUGCGUCAACUACAAGGAAGAGAGUCUGGACACCACGCCAUUCUAUUGCCCUCAUUGCCUGGUGGCCAUGACGCCUGUCUCUACCGGGGCCACGCUCAUCAUCUCACCCAGUUCUAUUUGUCACCAGUGGGUAGAGGAGAUCAAUCGCCACGUCAGGUCCGCCUCACUGCGAGUGCUGGUGUACCAAGGCGUGAAGAAGCACGGCUUCAUCCAGCCACGCGUGCUGGCUGAGCAGGACGUAGUCAUCACCACGUACGAUGUGCUGCGCUCGGAGCUCAACUACGUGGAUAUCCCGCACAGCAACAGUCACGACGCCCGCCGCUUCCGCAACCAGAAACGCUACAUGGCCGUUCCUAGCCCCUUGGUGGCUGUUGAGUGGUGGCGCGUAUGUCUGGAUGAGGCGCAGAUGGUGGAGUGUCCCACCGCCAAAGCGGCAGAGAUGGCGCUGCGUCUCGCCUCGGUCAACCGGUGGUGUGUCAGUGGCACGCCAGUGCAGAGAGGCUUGGAAGACCUUUACGGACUGUUGCUCUUCUUGGGCGUGGAUCCAUACUGGGUGAAGCAUUGGUGGGACCAGUUGCUGUAUCGGCCAUACCGCCGUGGCAACACAGAGCCCCUCUAUGGCGUUGUGGCUCAGCUGUUGUGGCGCUCCGCCAAGAAAGAUGUCAUUGAUCAGAUCCAGAUCCCAGCUCAGACAGAGGAGGUGCACUGGCUGCAUUUCUCACCGGUGGAGGGCCACUUCUACCAUCGGCAGCACGAGGUAUGCUCUCAAGACGUUCUCCUCAAACUGCGCAAGCUCUCUGACUGGACCCUGAAACUGGGGAGCCUUGACCGCCGCACGGUGGCCACCAUCCUCUGCCCGCUACUCCGACUGCGCCAGGCCUGCUGCCAUCCGCAGGCGGUGCGUGGAGAGUUCCUGCCCCUGCAGAAGAGCACCAUGACGAUGGAGGAGCUCCUCAAGUCCCUGCAGAAGAAAUGUCGAGUGGAGUGCGAAGAGGCCCACAGACAAUUGGUGUGCGCUCUCAAUGGCUUGGCCGGAAUCCACAUCAUCCGAGAUGAGUUCGAGCAGGCGGCCGAAAUGUACAGAGAAGUGCUGCGGUCAUCAGAGGAGCACAAAGGCAGACUAAAGACUGAUUCAUUGCAGAGACUUCACGCCACUCACAAUCUGAUGGAGUUAUUGAAUGCAAAGCAUCCGGGAAUUCCUCCCACUCUACGAGAUGAUCGCCUCAGUGAAGAGGCUGAGCAGCUACGUCAGCACUACAUGACCAAGUACGAUUCAGAGGUUGCCGACGCCCAUCAAGCCCUGCAGCCGGUCUUGCAGAAUAUCAAAGAACUCAAGCGCAAAGUCAACCUUAGCUUGCCUUGGUGGGUGGAGGUCAUCCAGCGAGCGAUUCGUUGCUCCACCGACGACGACCUGGUGGGCCGCGUCAAGAACGAGUUGACAUCCAGCUAUAAACAGCAGGCUCACAAGCUCUCCAUGGCCGACAAGUUCCGUGAUGGCCACGGUCUGCUUUUCCUGCUUACCACGCAAAUGGAAGACCUGAUGAAAUCCCAAAACAUUGUCCGGGAGGCGGUGAAGAACCUGGAAGGUCCGGCCUCCCAGAAAGUGAUUGAUGAGGCCACCAUCUGUCACCUGAGGCCCAUGCGACUGCCGCUUAAUAACUGUGUUUUUUGCAAAGCCGAUGAGCUUUUCACUGACUACGAGUCCAAGCUCUUCUCACACACAGUGAAAGGCCAGACAGCCAUAUUUGAAGAGAUGAUCGAAGAUGAGGAAGGCCUGGUGGACGACCGCCUACCCACUACCAGCCGAGGCCUGUGGGCAGCAAGCGAGAUGGAGCGCACGCUCAAGGCCAUCUUGACCUUCGCGAAGGCUAAGCGCUUGGACGGCGAGCUGGUCGAGGAGGGCAACGCCUUCAUGGAGCUCUUUGAGACUUGGAAGAAGGAGUACAAGGUGCUGCAUGAGUACUGGAUGGUUCUGCGGAAUCACGUGUCCGCAAUUGACGAGCUGGGAAUGGCCACCGAGCGGCUUCGCGUGCGUCUUCCCGAUGAACCGAAGCCAAAACUGUUGCACAUCAUCGAACCGCACGAGGUGGACCAGAACCGAGUAAAACUUCUCAAUGACCAAGCAGUGGCCAAGUCUCAGUUGCAAAAGAAGCUCGGACAGUUUUUAUACCUGACAAAUCUGGAAAAGUCCCAGGACAAGUCCACCGGUGGUUUGAACCCAGAACCGUGUCCCAUUUGUGCUCGGCAACUUGGACAGGAGUGGGCGGUGCUGACGUGCGGCCACUGCUUCUGCAACCAGUGCAUCGCCAUCAUCCUGGAGCAGUACAGCGUGGGAUCCCGGCGGCGUGCCAUUAACUGUGCCAUUUGCAGGCAGACCACAUCCCAUGCUGAAAUCUCCUACGUCUUCACCACGCAGGUGUCCAGUCAAGACCAGGACAUUCCCGUUAAGCCUUAUUCAGGGAUGAAAGUGGGCCGGAACGAGCCAGAACGGAGUUCCGCCUUGAGUUUUUGAGGCAGAACUGCAGAACUUUGAUCCCGCAAAUAUGACGGCAACUGUUCAAACAGCAUGUUAAAAAAAAUCUGCUAGUUGCCACACAUGCAUCUCCAAGAAGAAACAUACACAAGUUUAACAACAUUCCUAAUAAAGUGCUUGUGUAACGUAAUCCGUUUCCACUGAUGUUUAUUGUGUAUUUGUUCGCGUGGCUCUCCCCAGCGGCUCCAUCUCUCUCAGUGUAUCUGACGGGUCGCAUCAGCCAGAGCUCUGAGCGCAGCAAAACACCCUGGUGUCAAUUGUCCCUUCAGUUGGCUGAUAGACUGAUAUGUGAUCAGUAUGGAUAGGUAGCUCUGAUUGGUUGUAAUGCACAUGUGUCCAAAAAAAAACAAAAAAAAAACUUGUUGAAUCAUUUGAAAUUGAAUGCGACAAAACAGGAUAAUGCAAUGGAAAAUUUAUGAUAUUUAAGAGAAAGGAGAGAGUUGAAGAGGAUGAUGAAAAGUGAUGGAAUAAAGUUUGUAAAACAACACCCAGGGAUGAUGAAGUAAUCCAGACUCACAGCAGAAACCCUGCUAAAAGAAACAGCAGGAAAAUGCAGGUACAGAUAAUGCUGCUAGCCAUACUGCCUACCCAUCUUUGUAGAAAAAAGGAGCAACAUGAACAGUUCAGACAAAAAAUGAAUGGCUGUAUGCUCAAAAUGGGUAUAUAGGCUGCUCCUACUGUCUUAACGUGAAGCAACUGGCAUACUUGGAUGCUUGGAGACCCAGUAUUGCUAAUCGAGGGAAGCCCAGCUUAAUUUACUGGCAAAAAAAUGAAGGAACACAGGGACUCCACUGCACAUGAAGAAGCAAUAAAAAUCACUGAGACUGCAAAUCAACUGCUCAGUUUGAAUGCCAGAAGUCAACAGUCUGCAUUUGAGAGUUCUCCCAGGAUAUUCAGGAAAACAUAUUAUUUUUACGUCAUCUUAAAAUAAUAAAAUUUGGAACCAGAAUCAGUUCCUCAUGUAUGCUUUUGUUACAGUUGUGUCAAAGUGUAAUGCAGUACUCUAGCCACUUUCACCGCUGGCCUAAUUGUACCUUUGUUUUUUGUGGUGCACAUUAUGGCGAAGCUUUAAAUCCUGUUGUACCCUGUAUAAUGA
Messenger RNA from Corythoichthys intestinalis (scribbled pipefish), 5586 nucleotides. It is a transcript of the gene shprh, whose product is annotated as SNF2 histone linker PHD RING helicase. The coding region runs from base 156 to 4469 and encodes 1437 amino acids. The transcript is spliced from 25 exons. Gene Ontology annotation, biological process: protein polyubiquitination; DNA damage response; nucleosome assembly. The record is from RefSeq and is a predicted model, not a curated record. Gene Ontology annotation, molecular function: DNA binding; ubiquitin protein ligase activity; ATP binding. Gene Ontology annotation, cellular component: nucleus; nucleosome. Lineage: Eukaryota; Metazoa; Chordata; Actinopteri; Syngnathiformes; Syngnathidae.